GCAUACCGCAGAUUCGCAAAUACACACACGCACACACAUAAAGGCUUAUCCAUACGCACCCGCAGCCCUGCGGAGCUAUGCGUCCGCGGUGCUCAUUACCGUUUUACCACCUCGAUCAGUCUUUGGGCCUGUAUUGAUUAUCGCCACAUGCAUAGGUUUUGAAUCAUUUUUCAUCUUUCUGAUAUGCAAAUGAUGAUCCUCAGAGUCGCUGUUGUCCGGAGCUGAGAGGGCGACAGAGAGAGAGGGAGAUGAGAGGACGCGCAGCAUCCGAUGUUUAGCAGAUUCACGCUCGAUUAUCGCCAUCGUCUCUGCUCUGCGCCUUUUUGCUGUUUUCUGUCCCUCCAUCAGCCGGACGCGUUACAUCUUUCGACUCUCGAUGCUGUAAUCCGGGGGAAUAUGUGAAGAUCAUGCUGGCGGUGUGGUGCUUCAUGGUCUUUGCUGCAGUGGGCGAGAGGUUUGCAGUCUCAGGUAAGAGCGAGAGAGAGGAGAGAGAGGGGGAUUUGGAUAGAGAGCGGGAGCACCCCUUCUGUUUUUCUGUGCAUCCACAUUUUUUCCCCUUGCACCAGCACUUUUGUAACCCCGGUGCAGGCUGUGAUUUUAUUGUAGCGGGAUCUCGGUGCCAACCAGCCCACUGGCCUGACAGCCCUCUCUGCUGCGGUAUAUUUGCUGCAUCAACACAUUUCCAUCGCAGCCCUACAGGCAAUAUCCAGAGUACCCUGAACCAUUUCAAGCGUCGUUUUAUCCAGUUAACAUCCAAAAGCACCAUGAUCUAACGUGUCAGUCACCAAGACGAUUUCAGCUUAAUUAAUGAUUGCUGGGAUUUUAAGAUGCUCAGGCCCUGAUUAUAGGGGCAUCAGUCAACCACACUACCCAGCCUACAAGCUCUACAGCCAUUGAAUUCCACCAAAACCUCAAUGAACAGUCAUGUUGGUAACAUUUCUAAAAACAGAUCAAAGUAUUAGAAAAUGUGACUAGAUAGCUUGAUAAAUUAGGUCACAGUCUGUCAGUGUCUAUAGAAAACACCCACCCCAUGCUGUCACUGAGAACAACCUCUGCCAUUUACUUUACCUCCACAUCACAUCCAGGUGCGAGUUAAUCCGACACAGGUGUUUCCUUACCUUGCAAAGUUCUCUGCACACCUACAGGCUUUGGGUCAGAGUAUCUGUUGUGCUGUUUACAGGUUUGAACAGGAGUCCGAUGCAGGAUGGCACAGGGCUGUGGGACUGGUUUACCCCGGCGGGGUGGUUGGACAGUGGGGACACUGCAACUGAGAUCAUCUACCCGAAGCGACUGGUGCAGCAGAUCGAGUCAGAGGAGGAGAUGGCUCAUGAACACCUGGAUACCAGGGUGAAAAACAGCACAGGGGAAAAUUUGGUAUGUGGUGCAGAAAUUACAACUCUCUAAGACAAAAGAUCCCUGGAUAUGUUUGUUUUCCCCUUGAAUCACUCUGCACUUAUUGUCAGCCCAGUUUGGGGUGCAGAAACAUACAAACGUGCCUAAAAAGUUAUUAGCAUUUCCCCAGCAGAACAAGUGAUCGUCACAGUGCCCAGCAUAAGUCAGUAUACCCCCUAUUAAAAGUAAUGUAUUGCUCAAUAUCUAGAUGAGCCAAAGUACAAUUUUCAAAGUUUUGACAAAGCUGAGUUUAACAUAACAUUUUAUUUACCGUAAGAUGAAAAUAAGGGUGGUAUGGUGACUAAAAUUUAGCUUUGCCCCCAUAACUUUGAUUGGCAUGUACUCAUUUUUGCAUCCUGAAUGUACAUUGAAAAAAAAACCUUUUCUGUAUGCAAGUUAAAAAAUCUUGUUUGCAAUCAAUGGCCUACAUUUCGGGGAAUAUUUUGUUGUAUUGUCUGACAUCGAAAAUCUUGAUUUUGAAAGGAAACCAAAGGUUUUCUAACAACUCCAAAGGGGUGCAAACAUUUAUGCUGAGCACUGUAAUUCUCACUGACAUUUGCUCAAAAUAUCCCAGUCUAAGGAGUUAUUGUUAAAUCAGACUAUUAUCUCACAUAUUACAGACAAGGGAAGUUCAUUUAUAAAGCAACUUUCAGCAACAAGGCGAUUCAAAAUCCUUAACACACAACCUUAAAAGAAUCAUAACAGAGGCGAGCAAAACAGAUUAAAGAAAUCACUUGGAAACCAUCAAUAGUGACAUUUAAGAUCAUUGAUACAAGAAUGAAAAAUCAGAGGCAGAAAAAAUAGAAUGAAGUUGAAUGAAACAGGCAGAAGAGUUAUCGUGAAACGGUGGUGUUCAGUGUCCUCGAGGAGGUUCAGGAAUCCUUUGGAAAAUUUGACGUCUAUUUUCGGCUCGAAUCUUCACUUAAGACGAUUCACCACUGGUGUCACUUCAAGUCUGUGUGGGCAUAUGAGCGCGUGACAGCAGCAUCAGACUGUUUUUCUGCUGAUUUUUCUAACCCUGCACCUGUGCAUCACUCGACUCUCUGCUACUCACGAUUGCUCCUGCUACACAGUGAUGACAGUGCAGGGUCUUUGCAGCAGUCUCCACUCCCUGCUGUGAUUUUGACCCAGUUAGUCAUUCAAAAUCCCCUCGAAAUGUCCACAAAGGAGUAUUUGUCGGUGCUUUUGUUUUCCAGCCUCUUACUCUACUCCCUAACUCGAGUUGAGUAACACCUGGCAACAAGUUUUGGAGCUAAAACCUUGUGACCUGCUUCGUGUGCUACAAGAGCAUUGUAGUGAAAGCUUUGUUUGUCAGAGAGAUGUUCAAGUGUUUGCGUGUGCGUGUAUGUGCUGGCCCUUUUAUCCACAUGACAAAGCUAGGCCCUCUGAAAUAUUCAGUCAUCAUGUCCCAUCAUCCGGCUGCAGUGAUGAACCCCCCCACUUCUUCAUUAUUCAGAGAUGUGUUGAAGUGUGUCCCCAUCAAUUAUGAAAGAGGCCUGUGUUAGAAGUGCUGCAUGGUCCAAGAGGCUGAGCAGUCCUCAUCCCUGCCCCCCAGCCCUUUUUUCUCUCUGUCAUGUUAUUAUGAUGUAUUCCACAUAACAGAGAGAGCACAUUAAGCCACUUACACACACUGAGUCACUUGUUUGAAGACUACAGCCUGGGUAAUUGUUCAUGCCUCUUGAAGAGAAGCUUUCCUAAUUAUGAUGAAUACAAAUAAAAAUCACAUAAUUCAGUACACAGGUAGAUCUGGUUUUGAUAUUUACUCUUUCAGCUGCCAAACUCAUCCAGACCAGCUGUGUCUUGUUUGAAAUAUUUAAGAUGUGAAAACCAAUAGACAUCAUAAAUUUAGAAGCAUCAGGAAAUGAUUUGAACCUUUUCUUUCUUUUCCGUCACAUCGAGCUGCCUUGAAAGAAGGUGAUGCAGCACUUUUGCCUCAUUGAGUUUGUUAUUUUGUUUCUUUGGUGUCCUCAUUUUGUUGUGUUCAGCUGGCACUGACAGACAGACAGACUGCUAGAUGAAAAGCUUCAAAUGUCUGUGCAAAGAGACACAAAUGGGAUUAAAGUUAUUUCAAGGUUUCAAGUGCUGAGGUUGAUAUAUUUGGGACAGGAUACUGAUAGUUGGAUAUCCUGCUUCGAGUAACUCUUAUUUCUGCUGUAGUUUCUACUACAGCAUUCAAUGCAGACACUUUGGACAUUCUCACAUGAUUAAACACUUCAAACUAAACUCAACAUUGGAUAUUUUUACAAAAUUGAAAAUGCUAAAAGCUAUUCACCCAAAGUACAUUGUUAUUUAUCCUUCUGUUGUGAGGAGGAUCAUGGAUCAGACUGUCCAAGCUUGUAAAAUGUAAAAUAUGACUGGAUGUAGUAGGACUGGGCGACAAACUGAAAAUUUACCGAUACCGAAAUUUAUGACAAUAACCAACGUUAUUUUGCCCAUGUCAAUAUAUUUGGUGUAAAAAUAAAAAUAAAUAUAAGUUGGUUUUGGAUGUGUGUAGGUGGGCUAUGGUCUCAUGUCCCUUUAAGACGCUGUCCUACAUUGGAGACGGGACUCCACCCCAUCCAGUCCGUAACAAAGAGGGAAAGACAGGUGAGGAGAUGGAGGACGGUUCAAAAGUUGUAGCGGCUGGAGCGACUGCUGAAGUAGAUGAAGUUAAUGUGGGAAGGGGUGAGCAGCUUGUGGAGUAAUUAUCGUCCAUUUAUCGUUAUCAAGGUGAACUGCUCAAUAGAUCGUGAUGUUGAUUUGAGGCCAUAUCGCCCAGCCCUAGGAAGUAGUAAGAGAUAUAUAUGGCAUAAUGCACUUGACAUGCAUGCACAAUUUGGACAAAAUACUUCCACUUGUGAUAUUAAUAAGAAGUCUUGGUAGAUCUACUGAGGGGAAAAUGAUGUAUGCACAUAUACACAUCUACAACAAUGACUUUGUGGCCUGAUCAUUUUGUAAGAAUAACACUUCAGUCAAAUGUUUUAUAACAUUUUAGACCUGGAAAAACCUGAUUUUAAAGCUUUCAUGAAUGUUUAUUUCAAAUCUCUGCUCUGAUAAAGGUCAUGCAAUGCACAAGUAAGUGAAGCCAAUGCUGGACUGUAACUGCACAUAUUUAGAGCCACAAUGGACACCAUGCUUUAGCCUCUCCAACACAGUAGUAAGAAAUGUGUUGUUUGUGAUCACGUGAGGAAAUGAUUCCUGGAUGGUGAUGCAUUUAUUGUAAAAGCCCAGUGAUUCACUGCAGCCUGGUUCCUCCAGACUGAGAUCAAAGCCACACUGGCACAGCCAGAGACACUCUGUUUAGUCUGCAGUCGAUCUCUCUCUCUCUCUCUUUCUCUCUCUCUCUUCAUCCCUCUCUCUCCUUGCCCUGCUGUCUCCUCACCUCCUCUGGCAGAUGUCCAUUGGGGACAUUUGCACAGCAAGCCUGUAUGCAGACGGUACCAAGCAAGUUUUUCUUCCUCCACCCCAUCUAUCUCAAUCACCAAAUUGCAGCCUAGCUCUUAAGCAGCCAUAGCUCUCUCCUGUCACGGUGCCAGAAUGCUGGCUGCCAAUGUUAAUCAAUGGAGUAUUUAUCAAUCACAAUAUUUCAGCUGCUGGGAUGCUUUCAGAGCGUACACAGUAUUGAUCCUGUUGAAUUAUUCAUGGCAUUUUUUUUCCAAAUCACUCUCGUGGCUUUCACAGAGCAGCAGACUUAACCACAAUUGUUUUGUUACAUUUCAAUUGAUCAGCUAUCUAAUUUGUCUCUGUCAAUGUUGUUGUUUUCUUUUUCAGCCUGUUCAUUUGGCACAAAGCUGUUUUCAAGUCGAAGCCUUUGGACACACCUUCACUCUGGACCUGGAGCUUAACCAGUGAGUAUUACAGUCCCACACCAUCAGAUCUGCUGUUGUGUGCACGCCGGUAUCAGUAGGUGCUCUUAAUUUACUGCAGCUGUUCUCAUUAGCAUUUCCCCGCACUUAAGCUAAUGCACUUAGCGCCCUUAUUAUGUUACGUGACAAGAUGGGGAAUACCAAUGCGCCACACACACACACACACACACACACACACACACACACACACACACACACACACACACACACACUUUAGCUUUUGUGAGCUUUUACUGAUUUUAUUAAAUUAACCAAAUCAAGUGAUCACUGAUUUUUUGUGAAUUGCAUUUGAGACAGGAGAAAGAGGUUGAUGAAACCAGUUUUGAGGAUUAUUUCUGAUGUUUUACAAAUCUUGUUGACUGCAUCUUCAAAGAUUAUAUGAUGGUCUUCCUCCUGUCUUUCAGUCACCUCCUGUCUUCAGAUUACGUGGAACGGCACUUUAACAAAAAUGGCAGACCCUCUCAGUCAGUGGUGAGUAAGUGUGUGAGGGGCAGAGGUGUGCAUACUGACAGGAUGAACUUGUGGUUUUUGGCACACUGAAGGCUGCAUAUUAACAAGAUGACCAGAGCCGCCUUGGAGCAUUCAGUAUAUCCGACUGUGUCACGUUUUACGCCAGUGCUGAAGCAAAUUUCGAUGCAUUUCCUUGAGUUGUCUAGACCACUUUACUUUUUUAAAUUUCCAAUGCUCCAUGUGUAUCCAAAGGGCGUCUCACUUAAAUCUGUUGGUUUAAAAUCCAAAUGAAGAAACAAAAGCGAUCCUUUUUUGUUUUUCUCUUUUAAGGCCGAGUGUGUGAUGUGCUAUUUAAAUUUCCUCCUUUUAUCUUUUUAUAGAAAGUGCUUUGUUUUCUCGCUGCUUCAAAAGUAGGCUGCCAUGUAGCUAUUAAUACAAUGUUUGUUACUGUGCUCUGCAAACAUGGGUUUUUCAGUCAGAAUACAUGCCUCCCUUCAGAUCAGGUGAACAAACUAAGAGUAAACAAGGAAGAGAAUAAAAGCCAUGACAUCUAAUGUGAUGUUUACUCAUCAGGUCAGACUGGAGGAAUGUCUUUGCAUGCAGAUAGCCAAGAGGGAUGACUAAUGGCUUUUUUUCCCCAGUACUAUUGUGACACUUUCCCAGCUCCCACCACCACCACCACCACCAAACCACCCACCUACCCAGCUCUCCUUGUCCCCACCCACAUUCGCUCCAAACUCUCCCUCGGUUCCCCCGGCCAAUCGCAAGCUUGUUUCCAUAGCAACAAGAUAGCUCAGCAGUGUCAUUAAGUUCUUGGCAGCAACGAGAAUGAAAGAAGAGCAAGAGGGAGGGAAGAGCGGAGCCAGCGUGAGAGGCGGUGGAGGAAAUGUGAAGAGUAAAAUGCUGGUUAUUAUAAAGCACAAUGAGUUUUGGGGAAGAGGUGGAGUCAAUCUGAGCGUGUGUGUAUACGUGCGGUCAUAGACAAACGAGGUGUUCUCAGAGCGGCGGUAGAAAGAGGAGUCAUGAUGGGCCAGGGAUGGAGACCUGUAGUCAGACCAGAUUGUGGCUCAGCUGGGUGGAGGCCUCACGUGAAGCUUGUGAUGCUGCUUUUGGACAUGACAGGUGUAAUGCACCGAGCCAGUGCGUCAUCAGAGGAAACUCUGUCAUCAAAGCAGCUCUAGUUCUAAAACAAUAAAGCACCCUGCUGAACUCAGUGUGAUCCAGGUGAAUCAGGGUUCUGACUUUCACCUUUUCUGGUGGUUCGUCCUCAUGGCUGUGGUUUUUUAAAGAAACAAAUCUGCACUUAGCUACAAAAUAAACCCAUGGCAAGGUCAAGAGCAGAGGCCUUUGCCUUUUUCACUCAUCUCUUGAGGAAUUAAAUUGCAGCCGUCUUAUUGUGCUGUAUUAUUGGUUUGGAUCGCUUCAUGGUUGUUUUGAACAUAAUCUUCUAAUACACACUCAUGCAUUGUGCAAAGGUUUUGAAGGCAGUGACCGAGCUUAUCACAUGAGAUAGUCCCAGUUGCAUCCUGUCUCAGAGUUUGAGCCAAAGUACUGACAGAAUUCCGUAUAAAUUAUCUCCAUCCGGUCUCCAACACAAGAUAAUUGUCCGAGGAUAAUGCCCAGCCCUGUAUGGGGUAAAACAGUCACCCGGACAGUCACCUCGGCAGUGACCAAGCUUAUCACAUGAGAUACUCCCAGUUGCAUCCUGUCUCAGAGUUUGAGCCAAAGUACUGACAGAAUUCUGUAUAAAUCAUCUCCAUCCGGUCUCCAAAACAAGAUAAUUGUCAGAGAAUAAUGCACAGCACUGUAUGGGGUAAAACAGUCACCCCAUACAGGGAGGCUGAAGGCCGAAGCUGUCGAUUGGACUAGUUUAUAAUGGUUAUGUCUGAAUACAAAAAGAUAAGCAGCACGUCAGACUGUCAGGGAGAUCAGGGGAUAGGAUACUUGGUGCCGGUGAUGGGUGAGUGGGUUGGUGUAAGAAGACCCACAAAUGGGCAGGGUGCAAACUGGGACCUUUAAAGGUAACAUGAGCAAGUUUUAAGUUUUGCCUUUAGUCCCCAGAUCCCAGAUUAUUGUGUAAAUAAAAACUAACUGGCGGACUGCCUUGAAUUAUUCUACUCCAGUAGAGUGGAGUAGAGUACAGGACACAAGUAGGUCACUAAGUGUGCCAUAAAUGCAGUAAUGGGAGGGGGGGCUUGCAUGUGCAGAGGUUGUUAGAGGGUUUUCCUCAGAGCUGUGCGCCUUAUCAACCUGAAGUGUGUCAGUGGAGGUUGUUUCAUGAGACACUGUGUCCACAGGGAGGGGAGCACUGCUACUACCAGGGAAGGUUACGAGGUUUACCAGAGUCCUGGGCAGCUCUCUCUACUUGCCAUGGCCUGUGGUGAGCCUGACAUGAAAAUUUUAUUUAUGAAAUACAGACACACAUGACCUGCCAGGUCAAGUUAUACAUGUUUUGUACAUCAAUAAUUCCCGCUUAAUGUGUAUGUUUUCUGCUCUCUGCGGUGUGUUCCUCCUUGUCUUGUUUUUGGUCAUCAGCGGCAUGUUCUCAGACGGCUUCUUCUCCUACGGGAUUGAGCCGAUUCACAAUCGGAGUGAUCAGGUAUGUAGUCUGUAGGGCUGCACGGUUAAUCAAUUUUAGAUUGUAAUCGGAUUAUUUGAUUGUGACGAUGUUGAAAAAAUUUAAAUUGUCAAAUCGAUUUUCCUCUCCAUCGUGUCUCGCGCCUCCAGGCCACCGUAGACACCCCCUUCCUGCGUGAACGCUCCCUAGUUCCCACCACACCAGUGUAAACAAACAUGGUGUUUGCAAAAGAAGGCGAUCAUUUUAUGGCUGAAUAGGGCGAUAGCAAGUCAGUCGUGUGGAAUUGGUAUGACCUUGCAGUUUCGGACGAAGAGUAAACCACUCCCCGCUGCAAAGUCUGUCUGAAGACGGUAUCAACCUGUCCACACGGGAAUGAAUUCAGGAGUAAACACAAAAGUUUUUUGUCAUAUCAGUGUUUCAUACACAUGGAAACUGCGUUUCUGGUGACUGUUAACAGUACUUUUUCAAAAACCUGUACGAGAGUGCAUAAACCCGUAAACGACUACCAUUUCAUCUCUGUGUGGAUGCCUAUCUGCAUCUCUGGAAUCGAUCAUGUGAUACACAGCGUAACUCUUUUAUGGUGCCUGCGCAUGUCCGGCCAAAACAACCUUAUGCACUCCAUCAUUUUCAGUGGUUUUGUUUUGAGAGAUGAGAGAAAAACUUUAGAUUUUUUAAGUUAAGUUUGGUGAAGUUGUCACUGAAUAAAAAAUCGAAAUCGAGAAUCGACCUUUCAGGGAAACAAAUAGGGAUUUUAUUUUUGGCCAAAUCGUGCAGCCCUAGUAGUCUGAUGACCACAGAUGGAGUAAAGUUGACAACAUGAUCGUAAAAUCUGUUGUGUCUAAUGUCUUCUUGCUGUAUUCUUCUCCAGGAUGGUGGUGCCCACUUAAUACGCAAGAUGCCUGAUGUUAGGCUGUCCCCUCACUGUCAAGGUACAUAAGCACAUUAAAAAUCAUUGACUCUGAUAUUACAUUAAAAUAAAACCCCAUUAAAUCAUUCUUUUCCUCAGUUAUUAAUAUCAGAUUUUAACAUAAUCACACUUCCUACCUCAUAUCCACUGUCAAAAUCCUCUCACAACAAAUGCUGCCUCAGUGAUUACUGCCUAAGAUAUUAUUCAUGCAUCCUCAUCACUUGCAUAACAGACAAUUAGUGGCACAGGUUUUUUUGAUCUGAGACUGAAAUAAAGUUGGUAGCAUUAACACUACACUGUACAGAACAAAAACAGUCACACAGCUCUGACUGGCUGCAGUUCUGCUCUUCUAUGUGUCCAGACUGUACAGAGGACAGUGAGUGGGAAAGCAGAGGAGGUGAUGGUGACGAUGACAGAUCGGACCAAAUGAGGGAGCAGCGGGUGUCUGGGGGGCUGACACGGUCGAAAAGAUUUGUCCGCAAGCCCUCUGUGCAGACUGAGACCAAAUAUAUUGAGCUGAUGGUGGUCAACGACAACGAAAUAGUGAGUCAAACAUUAAAAACUGCUGUUUAUGAGUAUGUCUGAGAUCUGCAUUGGCGGCUCAGUUUUUCAGGUUGUAUCUACCAGUAUGAUCUGCCUUACCAACCCUAGGGGGUGCAUGGAUGAAGGGUUGUAUUUAAGUUCAGUUCAGGUCAGACAACUUUAUUUGUUCCACAAGGGGCAAUGUGUGCAUAUUUAUUCAUUUAUUCAAUCAGUCAACAAGAUACAUAAAUAAUCAAUCAAUCAGUCAAGUAAACAUGUUUAAGCAUGGGACAGAGGGAGAUGUCAGGACUUUAUAAGUAGCCUACGUAUACAAAUCGUAGAGCAAGAUAAAACAAGAUAGGAUAAAAGAUUCUUUUAAAAGUGAGGUCAAAACAAGGCAAUGCAAAAACUGUAUAAAAAGCAGUUAUACAAAUUGGAAAGAAUUAUUAAUAAGAGUAAAUAAAUAAUGGCCUUUUAAAUAGAAAUCAUUUAAAAUGGGUGUGGCCUGUGUUUAUGAGCUUGAUAGCAGAGGUACAAAAAAGGGCAACAAGAAGAGAAACAAGUGGAGGAGGGAGAUUUUGUAUAUUUCCAUUUCGAAGUCUAAAUUUAAAAAAGUCAAAAUUCCAACUUUAUUUAUGCUGACCUUGAUCUCAAAAUUUCGACUUUAAUCUCAAAAUUUUUAAUCUCUAAAUUUCAACAAUAUUGACAUAAUUUUGAUUUGUUAAUCUUGAAAUUUCAACCUUAAUUUUGAGAUUUCAAAUUUUAAUUUCAAAAUUUAGACUUGAUUGACCUAAUUUUAAUUUUUCAAUCUCAAAAUCUUGACUUUAAUCUUGAAAUUUUGACUUUAAUCUCCUUUCUGUGAUGAUUUUUUUUUCUCUUCAUGUGGCCCUUAUCCUCUCAUACAAAGGAAAUCAAAGACUUUGAGUACUGAUUAGUUUUCUUUUGGGGCACAUAAUUAAGUCUGUUUUUGCAUGCUUUAGUGAUACGCAAACGUCUAAGCAUGAAAAGGGUCACACAGUGUCACUUUUUAUGCAUCUUCGUAGACUUAAGGAUUUUGAAUUAGGUAAAACCCCUCCUAAAAACAUGCACCUGACAGUAUCAGUGUAACUCCUUAUAGUGUAAAGCUAGCUGAUUGUAGCUUGAAAACAGGCCUUCUUACAUAUGCAUAGUCUCACUGAGUUUAGUCUCACGCAGUUUAUCUAUUAUUGAGAACAAGACAGAAGAAAUCCGCUUUAUGAGUCGCAAUUUUACAUCACUUUUGCGUUUCAGUGGAAACGUUUUUCAUAGCAGUUGCAUCACUUCUUGUACAAAAAUUAAGCCUCAUAUCAGGAGCUUCAGAAGGUACAAACGUGACUGGCAUUUGUGUGUGUGAGAGGGUGAGCAUGUGAUCCAUCCUUUACACCAUCUGUGUGUUUCUGCAGUUUGUACAGCUGCGUCACUCCAACAGCCAAACCAAGAACUUUGCCAAAGCAGUGGUCAACAUGGCAGAUGCGGUAAGAGCUUAUUCUCCUCCCACUGCUUAUCUCUACACACACACACCACCUGGCGACUUGUGAGUGUGUGCACGUGUGCCUUCUCCAGUGUUAUGAAAUAUCUGAUCUCAGAUAGCACUCAGUCCUCCAUGCACUGAGGAUUCACAGCGCAGGUGUCAUGCCAACAUAGCAGUAGAUUGAUGGGCGUUAUUGGUCCCCAGAUCUACAAGGAACAGCUGAACACAAGGAUUGUUCUGGUUGCCAUGGAGACCUGGACCUCUAAAAAUAUGAUGCCAGUAGUGGAAGAUCCAUUGAUAACACUGCAGAACUUCAUGAAAUACAGGAAAGACAACAUCAGAGAGCAGAGUGAUGUUGUCCAUCUUUUCUCGUAAGAGACUUCAAUAUAAAAUCCUGACAUUUGAGCUCAUUUUUUAAUGUUCAGAUUUCAUCUUAAAGUUUGCCUUUCUUUUUCUGUGCAUUUCAGAGGACGCACAUUUCACAGUAGCCGUAGUGGCACUGCCUACACAGGAGGGGUGUGCUCUCUCACCAGGGGAGGAGGUAUCAACGAGGUGAGAUCAAGUUUCAUAAGACACAUUUGCUGUCAGGGAUACAUUUAAAGUAAAGAUGAGAGUAUAGCUAAAUGUAGAUGAUGGGAAAAAAACAGCUGUUAGCACUGUGUCGUACAAUUUUAGUUAAUGACUGACUGGUUCAUUUUGAUUAAGCUUUCAAGAUAGUAAGACAAGGUCAAAAGAAAGAAGAGGCAUGUUUUUAUGGCAAGUUUAUUUCCAGUAUGAGUGAAUUUAAAAGGAUAGUUACAUAUUUUUGAAAUCGGCUCAUGUGUCUUAUGGCUGAAAUUAACAUGAGGUUUUUACCACUCCCAUGUCUGUACAGUAAAUGUUAAGCUGGAGGACAAGAAGGGUAAACUUUUUCUCUCUGAACAAACAAAUAAUAAUAAAAUACUCAACCUGGGUCUAUCUAAAGGUAAACUCUUGGAUUACAAAAAUCAUACCAGUCCCAGCUGAGAAAGAGUUCAGUAACUAGACCUCUCCAUUAGAUAGAGUGCAGACAGCAAACUGGUUUAACCAUGUUAACUGAUAAGGUCAAAGGGUUUUUAAGAUGGGCUCAAUGCUAGCCUUUCUUGUCAAAUCAAUUUACAUGUGUAGUCGUGGUUGAAGCACAUCUGUGACAUGUACAUGCUUGUAUGGUUAAGUCUUCUGCAUCACGUGAUUAGGCUCUACAUUGUGUUUUCUCUCCAGUAUGGGAAUGUGGGUGCAAUGGCUGUCACGUUGUGCCAGAGUCUUGGCCAGAACAUCGGCAUGAGGUGGAACAACGCUCGCAACUCUGCAGGUAAAAGACAGAGGGAAAGUUUGAUAUUGCAGGGAGUGGGUGGUGAGGGUUGGAGGAGGUAUGGUUAGAGAGAGUGUUUGUUGUUGGCAUCUCUGUCCAGCAGUUCUUUUCUGUAAUUAAACCUCUCCAGUGAUUUGUAACCUACGUCUAAGGAGGAGGAGCGCUAGAAGGCUAGAGCAUUGCUGCCAUUAAACAAUGGACUGUGAUUGAUGUUGCAGUGCCAUCAGGCCUAUGACUCAAUAUGAGAGCAAGAGCUCAGCACACAACCAAAGGCCAUUCACUUCUCUCACAGACUAUCCAGCGUGCAAAAUAACUUUUCUUGUUUAUUGUUCAUAAAUCUUACAGCCCAACAGUAUCAGAGCUUAAACGCUGAUCUCAAUGUGAAGGUUUAUUUGUAACUCAUCUCUAAUCUGUGCUCCUCACCCUCUAUGCCUUUAUCUCAGGAGACUGCAGGUGUCCAGAUGCUUGGCUUGGCUGCAUCAUGGAAGACACAGGGUAAAUAUCUACACACCACAGCACAACGUAAAGAAUGAAAAGAAAUAAUCACAACAAACCUGUGGUAAAAAAAAUGUUUUCGAGGAAACAAUUUAACAGAAGACAGCAGGACUGUUUUCUUGUCGCACUCCCUCCAAGCUGUGAUUUGUUCCAUUCAUUUCACUCAAUUAGACAAUUAAACACCUGGAAUAGGAGGAGGCUUUGACUUUUCUUCAGUCUUCAGUGAGCCAAACCGCUGAGAGUCACAGCUUGUAUUUGAUGCCUUAAGUGUUUUGUUGGAGCAUCAGACAUCAGUGUGCAGAUAAUCACAGUGGUAGUACAAAAAAAUUGAAUUAGGAGUAUUUACUGUACAGUAUGACUAAUUUGGAUUUUCUCUCCUUACCAGACGGGACAAUAAAGAUUUCAAUUAUUCAGUUGAGAAAUGUCUUUCUACAGAUGGUAACAUUUUUGUCAGAUUGCAAAUUGGUGGCACAGACACCCACACGGGAUCUGGCAUUUUCUACUGGCACUGAGAAAUUGUUCUGAUUUUAAUAAGUUUUUUUUUCUUCUUGGUCAUGUCCUGGCCUCGAUCUUUGUGCGUGUAUGUGUAUUUAUGUGUAUGUCUGUGUGUAUUUUUGUAAACAGAUACUAUCUGCCCAGAAAGUUUUCUCGCUGCAGUGUUGACGAGUACAUCCAGUUCUUGCUCCAGGGGGGAGGGAGCUGCCUCUUCAACAAGCCCAACAAGGUGAGGGCUGUGUGGGCAAUCACCAUCUUCAUUUAGAGACUAAUUAAUUACUCCUACAUCUGAAGUUCAAUAUGAAUACAUGUCUCUGUCAGGAUUAAAGCUUCUUACUUUGUAUGUAUGCACUCCUCCAGCCAGCAACCUCUUACAGAGCUGACAAGUAAUCACUCUCCUGUCUAUCUUCUACUCAUCUGUCCUCAUGUUUGCCCCCCUCUGUCUCUGCCAGCUCUUCGACCCACCAGAGUGUGGGAACGGCUUUGUGGAGCCUGGAGAGGAGUGCGACUGUGGAUCCCAAGUGGUGAGACUCCAGCUGCACAAUAUGAAUUAAAACCAAUUUUUGACACCUUUGGUCUCUUUGAGAACAGAGGAGUGUGUGCUGUUUGUUCAAAGAGAGCUGAAGGUUUGUUUUUAUCUUUGCUGUCACAGGAGUGUGCUCGCAGUGGAGGAGCUUGCUGUAAAAAGUGCACACUUACCCAUGAUGCCAUGUGCAGCAAUGGACUCUGCUGCAGUGCCUGCAAGGUGAGUUUGUGAUUUGACAUUGAGACAAAAAAAGUUAAUAAAUAUCUCUUUAUGAUUUGUUUUAUUUGAUACGUAUUUUGUCUGUCUUAAAGGGAUAUUCUGGUGUAAAAUUAAGUUAGGGUCAAACACACUAACACCAAGUUAGACAUCCCCUCCAGAGAUGAAUGUUACUGACUGCUUGCACUUCUAGUUAUAGUAACUUUAGCAAUGACCGCUCAAUAGCAAUACACAGCGGUCUAUGUCUUCAUGCGCAAACUUCAACCAAAAAGCCACUUUAUAGCCACAAGUAAUGCUCAGAACACCACCUAACUUCAUCAACAGUACAUUUAGGGUCCCAACUAUAGUACUAGCCACCAAACAUCUUUAGCAAAGAGACCAAACACAACUCACUCACUCUCCUCCAGCAGUCGCUUGUUUGUGAGGGAGCCUUGACGAGUCAAUCACCGAGUGCAGUGGAGUUUCGCAGCUCAAGGAAGAACAUUUAUGAUUAUUACUUCAUGGAAAUUCAAUCAGACUGAGACACUAAGGCAGAAGAACUACCAUGUCUGCAGUGCAAAAUGAUUAUUAUGAUGUUCCUCAUACUGUGCUUUUUGCUGUGCCUCAGUAUGAGCGCAGGGGUGUGGUUUGUCGAGAUGCAGUAAAUGACUGUGAUAUCCCAGAAACCUGCACCGGAGACUCCAGUCAGGUAGGGAUGCCUUUAUAAGUAAAGAAUAAGACCGCAAGAGAAUAAAAUUUAGAAAACUACAUCUUACUUUCAUCUUUACUUGCAGUGUCCUCAUAAUGUCCACAAACUGGAUGGCUACAUGUGUGAUAACACUCAGGUAAAGACUGCUUUGUGGCUUUUAUUUAGUUUUGGUCUGCACAUAUCUCCGCUGUAUAUACUUGAUGUUUGUGUCUCAUCCCCCCAGGGUCGCUGUUAUGGUGGACGGUGCAGGACUCGUGAUGGACAGUGUAGGGGACUCUGGGGUUAUAGUAAGUACAGACCACAUGCUUUGUCCAGCUUUGAGGUCUCAAUUCUCUUGGGAAGCGCUCACUCUGAUGUUUGCUUGUCAUUUCAGAUUCAGCAGACAGAUUUUGUUAUGAAAAGCUAAAUGCUGAGGGGACAGAGAAAGGCAACUGUGGUCCUGGUCCUGAGGGCCAGGGCUGGCUGCAGUGCAACAAGCCGUGAGUCAUUUUGUCACAUCAUCCCCAUUCCCCUGUGCACCGACAUUUGAGAGAUAAAAAACAAUAACUAGGAUUUCAUUCAAGUGUAUUCUCAACUGUAUAAAGAUAGUUAAUUAACAAACACAAAAACAGAGUUGCUUUCAGUGACUUUAAAUCUGUAAAGCAAAAGCAGAACUAUAACCAUCCAGUGUCAUCAGUAAUAACAAUCAAACACUGGGAGUAUAGAAGAGAGCCGCCCUGUCGCACUGCAGUGACUUAUUCAUUUAUAUAAUGCUCCUGUGAGUUGAGGGAACUUGGCUCAGUCCUUUGAGAGAAAACAGGAUGACUGCAGUUGUGUUGUUGUGAACAGCUUUUGUUGCAUAAAAAUGCUAAAAUCAUUUGUCAGAACUGAAUCACCCAAAUAUGGUCCAAAAUCGUGUGCAGAAGUGAAAAAGUUGAACUUCUAAAAAAAACAAAAGGUUGUUGAAUGUUGUGAACUCAGCUCGAGUUUAAUCUCCAUUAUCCGCUGAUGUUGCUUUGCUCCUGUUCAGGGAUGUUUUAUGCGGUUUCCUGUUCUGCGCCAAUGUAACAAUGAAGCCAAAGUUUGGAGACCUGCAGGGUGAGGUGACCAGCUUCACUCUCUACCAUCAGAACAAAUACCUGGACUGCAGGUAAAAGAAACACAAGCUGACCUAGACUUCAAAAUAUCUUUAAGCAUCUAGUUCCAUCCCUGACAUGUCUGAAUGCUUCUCACAGAGGUGGCCACGCUCUGCUGGAGGAUGGCUCAGACUUGGGCUAUGUGGAGGAUGGCACUCCUUGUGGUCCUAACAUGAUGUGUUUGGAACGACACUGCCUCCCUGUGGCCGCAUUCAACCUCAGCUCCUGCUCAGGAUCCAACUUUGGGCGCAUCUGUUCAGACCACGGGGUAAAAACACCACAACUUCUUACCCAGUGUUACUUUAGAGAUAUUACAAGUCAGAAUACAAGAUUUUUAAUGUACAUUUUAAAUAAGUUCAGCUGCCUUUUCACCCCCAUGUUUAUUCUCAUAUACUGUCAGCUUGAUCCUCUUAUCGCUUGUCUUUCUUGUAGACCUGCAGUAACGAGGUGAAGUGUAUCUGUGACAGAGACUACACAGGGAAGGACUGCAGCGUCUUUGACCCCAUCCCUGAACCAACAGUCCCAACAGGCCCAGAGAAGAAAGGUCCAGAGCACUUUUUAACAUACCCACAUCUCUCUUUCUGUCUGCCUUUCACAUCCCCCUCAUAGUCUCCCCCAUCAUCGCUGUAGCUUUUUUUGUGUACCUCUCUGGAGCAUUCUAUUUUGCAAUGAAAAAAGAUUAGUUCACCUUCUUAUUGUGAGAAACGAGUUUGUUUCCGUGGUGGAUGAGUGUGGGUGUGUGCUCUGACACAUGUAUAUUGUGUAUGUGUGUGUGUGUGUGUGUGUGUGUGUGUGUGUGUGUGUGUGUGUGUGUGUGUGUGUGUGUGUGUGUGUGUGUGUGUGUGUGUGUGUGUGAGGUGAUAUUGCAUAUGAUGUAGGCACUGCUAUCCUUAAGCGUCUUCCUUAUUUUCUUGCAGUCUGCCAAUGACACAGAGCAAUUGAGCAGCUUCUCUCAUAGGGCCAAAAGAGCCAAAGCCACUCUGAGCAGGAGCGUGUCCCGCUGAAAGAGCAGGAGAGGGGAAAUAAGAGCAAAGUAAUCAAACUCUCUCCUUUGUUCUUUGUUUCUAUUAUCUCCCCUGACUCCCCUCGCUCACCCGCCUGUUCUCCCACCUCCACCCCACGUGCUGGUCUCCUCUUUCUCGUCAUCUCUCCUUCUCUCUCUGUCUGCAGGUACCUUACCAUCUGCCCUUCUCUCUUUCUCUAGUUGAUGUCGUUGAUGUACGGUGUUGAUGCUGUCCUCUGACGUGUGUUUUUUAGUGGUGUUGUUUUGUUUCUGCCCCUCCUCCCUUUCCUCCUCCUCCUCCUCCGCACCUUUCCUCCCCCCUCCUUCCUCUGCGCAGGUCCCAGUGGCACCAAUAUCAUAAUAGGGUCAAUCGCAGGUGCUAUUCUCCUGGCAGCUAUAGUCCUAGGGGGAACAGGAUGGGGAUUUAAGUAAGAGUUCUGGCAUGCCUUUGUGUACCUGUCUGCUUCUACCUUGAGGAAACCCCGGCCCUUCCACUCUCACCCCUCUGAAAUAGGUGCCGAGUGCAACUCAUCACUCAAUCAAGAGAGGGAAAAUGGGGAGCGGAGUCCGACCUGGCCAAGCUAAUGCCUUUUGACUGUAUGCGUUGAAUCCCCAUGGAGCGUCACAUGGUCUUUUUUUGUUUUAUUCCUAUUUGAUCAGAUUAAAAUAUUGAGCUCCAUCCUGCACCUUUCCUGCCUCUCUCUCUACUACAGCCCCCACUUUUUUUAACAAUAGCACAGGAACGAGACCUUUACUUGCCAGGAACCUCUAAAACAUUUCUCUGAAGUCUGCUAGGUGUAUCAGCCUUUAUAAUGUGUGAUUUUUUAUAGUCCUAAACACCCUUUUUUGAUAUAUUUUAACACUGGUGCUCUUUCAGCCUGCAGUUACCUGUUUGUCCCCUACUGGUAGCCUCCUGACCCCAAACGCCCUCGCUGCAGUUCCUCUUUAGCACUGUCCCACCUGUGCAUGCUUGCUAUCGUUCACUCCUUAUUCUCUGCCCUAAAAGGACUGCUCCUCCUGUCCUCUUGAGUCCAUGCAAAGGUUAUAAUUGGAGUUGGUCAAAAGAGCAAACAUUUGACUGACUGACAUACUUUAAGUUUGAAAAAGAGUCCUUUUAAGACAGAGGUAAGUGUCUGUGCAUGCAUGCAUGAGCUGUAAAAGGGAUGGUUUCACUCCCCACUCAGACCUUUCAAUUAGUGGUCGGGGUGUAACAGUUUCUGCUCUUCUGCCUUUUUUCGACUCUGGGGCUGAGGUUUACUGCCAUGUUGACUAUAGACCUGCUGCAUGUGAUUUUAUCACUAUAAUCUGGUGAGGAAGAUCUGGACAAAUACUGCAAAGUGAAAAAUGGAUUAAAUUACUUACUGGGUUAUUAUUUGAUUCAUAGUCAUGUCCAAAACGCUGACAGUGUGGGGGACUAGAAUCAGUCAAACAUGAAUUGAAAUGAUUCAUAUGUUGAGUGGGAUUUCAUGUCUACACUGUUUCAACUGUUAUUGAUUGAUUUAUACUGGCUUUUUAUUAUUGAUCUUUAUUUCUAGUCAGAGUCUGCGACCUAAGAUGAUUAUCCUUACAUGAUGCUUCGAAAAUGUUGUUGGUUAGUUGCUCAUCAGUUUUCCGCCUGAUACCUUCUAACGUUUUGUCUUUUCUCUUAAUGUGUGCUCAUGGGAUGCAGGAACAUUCGGCGAGGAAGGUAAAACCAUAUAAGAUAAUGAUGGUGAGAUAAGCUAUCACCGGAGUAGCAUCUUACAUUAUCUCAUCUCAUCCCAAAUUCCCUUCUCAUUCCUGCUAGCUUCUUUAUUUUCCAUCCAAUCUGUUUUUGCCUUUCGAUAUUUUCUUGUGAAAGUGCCAUAUAAAUUAACUUUACUGAUUCAUAAAACUUGUGCUUUCUUUGCUUUAACACCUCAUCCUACUUUGAUCCUCACAAAAAAACAUCUCUCCAUUCAAACACAAUCUAACUCACCCGUAUUAAGCAGACUGAUUUCGUUCUCCAAGCAUCCUUUUGUCAGCCAACAGUCCUCACCUUGUUUUCUUUUCUCUUUCAGAUCCGGUGGGGGAUAAGACAUCUGUCCGUUCUUUUGUCUAUGUGUCCUGUCUACUCCCGUCUUCCUCCUUGCACUGUGUCGUUUCCACAUCGGAGAAGAGGGGAACAAAAAAAAAAGUCUUCCACUCCUGCCCCACAUUAUUUCCAAACCUCUUCUGGUUGUCGUCUCCUCCACGCUCCCCAUUGUCUGUCCUCCUGCCUGCACCGUCCCCCUCUGGACCUGUGCACUGUCCCCCGUCGUACCAGCCCAACCGUACUCAUGUGGCUGCUGCCAGCAGGCCACUGAGGAUUGUGGGAGGGCCACAGAGAGAGCAGGUAGCUCUGUAUCUUCCCGUCAUUAUGGUGGCUCUGAGAAUGUGCUUCAGUGUCCAUGUACGUCCUUUUCUCACAUCUUGGACAGUCUGAUGAAGAACAUAUCAAUGGUGGACCAAUUUAAUACCAGACUUGUCUUUGUAAUGCCUGCCUGCCUGCACACAUAUGAAACUGGCCACCAACUGAGUCCACAGCGAAAUGCUGGACUAGCACAGAGACUGGCUGUCGAAUCUCAGACUGAGAACAAAAGAAACUGGAGGUUUUUUUUAUUUUGUAGAGUGACUGAAGGUGCAGUUCCUACAAAGCCAGGCCUUGACUAGAGUGGACACUAUCUGAUUAAAUUCACAAAGGAAUGGAAAUACAGCCGUGCAAACCCGUACAUUGUUAGCAUGUUUUCCAAAGAGGAAGUUAGGAGGGACUGUUCAUGCAAAGUAAUGGCUUGAAAUCCAGUCAACUGUUAGCCAGAGACCAGACUAAUAACUGAAUUUAUGUUCUCUGUUAUUUGUUCGUUUCACUUGAGACAUCCUACCUGCCCCCUCUCCUCCGACACCAGUGUCCUGGUUAAAAAAAAAAAUGAAGCGGGGUGAAACAGUGAAAUGGUUUUGGGAUCAUUUAAAGCCGCAGAGACCAUAACUGAGUGUUUUUAACUACUGACUGACAAACAUACAUUCCACAAUCUGUCUGUGUGUGUGUGUGCUCACUUCUAUCAGGCCCAAAGUCUGUAUGUGUAGGAGGUUAAAUCUGUGUGUCUGUCAUGAGUGAAUGUACAAGGUUUUUAAAGGAGGGAGGGUGGGAUGUAUGUGGGUUUACAUUAGUGUUAGGGGCAGUUGGGUUUGUGUACACCUUAACACUCCUCCUAUCACGGGCAGAUAGGCAGGUUUUUACCUCUAGAUCAUUGUCUCUUUCUACAAACUGUUGUGCUCUGCAACGAUGGCACCAUAAAGGCAGCACAUUAACAAACAACUUAACAGUUUUUAUGUCAAGAAAACGAGCACUAGCCAACUGUAUGCACACCUAUUUGUAAAUAUGUGCAAGAUAUACUGAAUGUUCAAUGCACUGUAUGAAGAUUUAUUUAAAAGCUAUGUUCAGAUACCGAGUUCUAUCAAACACACAGCUGUCUGUCUCCACACAGCCUACAUCUGUAGUCAGCGCUCUCCGUUCAUUUUUAAAUGUGGCGUAGCAGCUACGGUAGCUGCCUGGCAAAAUCCCCUUCUAUCAUCCCAGCUAUCAUGGAAACAUCCUGAACCUUUUGUACAUUUGUUGAUAGCCCUGAGUCCUGGGUGAGCGCCUCAUCCAGGUGGUUUUGAUGAACCCCCCCUUUCACCCUGUUCUGAGAUUAAGGAGAUCUGGUCUGGGGUCCAGGAAGCAGCUUGUCUGAAACUGUACGCGUGUAUGAGGUCAGUUUGGUUCAUUCGAGCUUUGCACUAUGGCAGAUGCACUAUUGUUAUUACAACAAUAUGUACAGAGUUGGUAUCAGAUACAUACUGUUUGAUUUUGAGUUCUAUGGAAAAAAGAGAAAAUUAGAUGCAUCCUAUCUCAUAUUUUUAGACACUAUCUUUUGAACUGAGACAAAAAGAAAUGAACUAAGGCUUGUGGUUGAAUUACAAUGAAAGGAAUAAAAUACUAAAACAUUUAACUACUU
This is a messenger RNA of Xyrichtys novacula (pearly razorfish), 21043 nucleotides long. Lineage: Eukaryota; Metazoa; Chordata; Actinopteri; Labriformes; Labridae. The record is from the annotation of a GenBank genome assembly.